GAUAAGACGCGUUUUAUGGUCUGAACUGGAGCUGUGCAGCUGAGGAGUUCCUGCAUGGUGGCCAGAACAGAACGACUCUGACUUGAUUUUUCAUCUGCAGCAGCUAUGAGGGCUUAUUUUAGAGUAGGAGUGAUUGGAGCUUUUUUAUUCUUCGUGUAUCUAAUUAUCUUCAUGACUGGGUGGUGGAGAGAAGAAAAACCGCGUCAGAAACACGUCACAAACCAGGAAGCCAUGAACCGAAAACUGGACAGGAUUCAAGAGAGUCUAAACAAGCUAGCAAAUCUACUAGAGAAACCUGAAAAGAAAAACUCACCAGAAGAACUUUCUCCAAAUGAAAACCAAAAAGAGCCCAAAAAGGCGGCGCAGAAGUUGUACCCAAACUCUGAGCUGUUUGUGAAGUGGGGCGACGGCCUGUCAGAGGAGCAGCAGAAGGAGGCCGUAGCUCUUUUUCAGAUUUAUGGCUACAACGCUUUCCUCAGCAACCAGAUCGCCCUCAACCGGGAACUUCCUGACAUGAGAGAUCCCAGAUGUCUGAAGAAGAAAUACCCCAGCGCCCUGCCCAGCGUCAGCGUGGUGCUGAUCUACGUUAACGAGGCGCUCUCUGUGAUUAAGAGGGCGGUGCGAAGCGUCAUCACCAACACGCCUCAACGCCUGCUGAGGGAAAUCAUCCUGGUGGACGACCACAGCACCUACAGUGAGCCCAGUCCAACUUCAGACUUUUUAAAGUCAAGUUCACAGACAAAUGUUAAAUCCCGGACCAGCGGCUGGGAGCAUGCCACUGGAGACGUAGUGGCCAUUUUAGAUGCUCACAUUGAAGCUACAAGAGGAUGGGCAGAACCUCUGCUGGCCCAGAUCAAAGCUGACAGAACCGUUGUGGUGUCUCCUGUGUUUGAAAAGCUCCACUUUGAUGAUCUGCAUGUGCAAAGACACAUGUCGUUUGCUCAGGGCUUUGACUGGGCCCUGUGGUGCAUGUACGAGUUCUUCAAACCAAACUGGAACGAUGUGGAUGAAUCACAGCCUCAGAAGAGUCCGUCUCUUAUGGGAAUCUUUGCAGCAGACCGAGGUUUUCUCGGAGAAAUUGGAGGACUUGAUGGAGGCAUGACAGUUUAUGGAGGGGAAAACGUGGAGCUCGGGAUCCGCGCGUGGCUGUGUGGAGGAAGCGUGGAGGUCGUGCCUUGCUCCAGGGUCGCUCACAUCGAGAGAGCUCACAAACCGUACGCACCAGAUCUGAACCCGUCCAUGAGGAGGAACGCGCUGAGGCUCGCAGAGAUUUGGUUGGACGAAUACAAGAAAAACGUUUUUAUUGCCUGGAACGUCCCUCUGAAGGACCACGGUAUCGAUAUCGGCGACGUGUCCAAGAGGAAAAUCCUGAGAGAGAAGCUGGAAUGUAAACCUUUCAGUUGGUACCUGGAGAACGUUUACCCGAGUCUGGAGCGAUGGGACGACAUCCUGGGCUACGGUGUGCUGCAGAACAGCCUGGUAAAGCAGCAGUGUGUGGAUCAGGGAGACGUUCCUGGCAGCAUCCCGGUCUUAUACGACUGCCACCUCGAGGAACCGCAGAAAUGUUUCUACAACACAGAGGGUGAAAUCAUCAUCGGUGGCCUGAGGUCCCAUAAAUACAGCCGGAACCGCUGCCUGGUGGAUCCGGGCUCCGGAAGCAUUCCCACUCUGCAUGAGUGCAACACAGCAAGGCUGAACCAGUUACACAUGAACUGGGACUUCAGGCAGGGUCGAGAAAUAAGGAACAAAGCUACGCGGCGAUGUCUGGAGAUCGCUCCAGGAGAAUACCUGGACUACCAGCUGGUCAUCCAGCGCUGCAGCGGCCAGAACUGGACCAUCCAGAACCUCGUCACCACAGCCUAGCGCCACUCAGCCACAGCUGGGGCUCACAUCAUAAAAACGUUUAUGAUGCAGCAGGAAACGGACAGACGGUUCAGGACGUCACCUGCUUUAGAUUUACUGCAUCAUCUACCUUCACCUGUAGCCAGAACCUAAAUAAAGAGGCGAGAUCAGAUGAUCAGAUGAUCAGAUGUCUGCUGGGGACACCAGAAUGUCCUGGGGGGCGAUGUGUCCUCUGGACGGACGGAUGGACGGACGGUGUCUCUGGUGCUAUAGUUUUAUAUUUGUGGUUGUAACUGAGAAGUUAAAGUUGUAGAGAAAAAUCCUGGAAGAGUUUUGUAACAGCUGUUCCACUUCUUCUUCUUCUUCUUCUUCUUCUUCUUCAAAUUCUUCAGUAAGACACAAAUUGUUUUCUUUGAGUCACUCACAGUUUUUCCCCAAAUGGUGCAAAACAAAUUCUCACAUGUCAGAAAAAAAUAACUUGCAAAUAUUUGUUAUU
Xiphophorus couchianus (Monterrey platyfish) is the source of this 2338-nucleotide messenger RNA. Its product is annotated as probable polypeptide N-acetylgalactosaminyltransferase 8. Gene Ontology annotation, molecular function: polypeptide N-acetylgalactosaminyltransferase activity. Gene Ontology annotation, biological process: protein O-linked glycosylation. Bases 106 to 1863 code for a protein of 585 amino acids. Gene Ontology annotation, cellular component: Golgi apparatus. Lineage: Eukaryota; Metazoa; Chordata; Actinopteri; Cyprinodontiformes; Poeciliidae. The transcript has 11 exons. The record is from RefSeq and is a predicted model, not a curated record.